Messenger RNA from Syngnathus acus (greater pipefish), 1916 nucleotides. RefSeq names its product synaptophysin-like 2b (gene sypl2b). The record is from RefSeq and is a predicted model, not a curated record. NCBI's taxonomy places the organism in Eukaryota, Metazoa, Chordata, Actinopteri, Syngnathiformes, Syngnathidae. The transcript is spliced from 6 exons. Gene Ontology annotation, cellular component: synaptic vesicle membrane; synaptic vesicle. The coding region runs from base 155 to 889 and encodes 244 amino acids.
AUUCACAACGCCUUGACACAUUUCGGUGCACGUCACUGGUCACGUGUUCGACACUCUUCCUCUAGCUGAAGUUGAAGAGAAAGUUUUGACAAGCUCACAGGAGGAGAAUAAAAACUAGCGCUCAGAAUUCACGACAAUUUCCUGUGGGGAAACGAUGGAAUCUGUUGCCCAGAAAGUGUUGUCUUCGACAUUUUCUCUCGACUUGGGUCCCCUCAAAGAGCCUCUGGCGUUUAUCCGAUUGCUCGAAUGGGUGUUUGCAAUAUUUGCCUUUGCCACAACUGGAGGCUACAGCGGCACGACCAGCGUCAACGUCCAGUGCCUUGGCAGCCAGAUUCAAGAAAUACAUGCAAAUUUCAACUACCCGUUUAGGUUGAUGGAACAUCCUUAUGAUGUUCCCACCUGUGUUGCAAAUCAAACCAAGCCUGUGGUGCGCUACCUGACUGGAGAUUACGCAUCUUCGGCACAAUUUUACGUUUCUAUCGGAGUGUUGGCGUUUUUGUACAGCACCGCCUCCCUCAUCUUCUAUUUAGGCUUCCAGCAUCUGUACAGAGGAUCUAGUCGUGGCCCAAUUGUGGACCUGCUGCUGACUACGGCCUUUGCAUUCAUGUGGCUGGCUUCCUCCUCCGCUUGGGCCAAAGGCUUGUCUGACGUCAAGUGGUCCACCAGUCCUUCCACCAUUCUGACGCUUCUCACAGUGUGCAAGGAUGCUAACAAGUGCACGGCUGGCGCCACGCCUCACAUGGGCCGACUCAACGCCUCGGUGAUUUUUGGUUUCCUUAACUUCAUCUUGUGGGGUGGCAACUGCUGGUUCAUUUAUAAGGAAACUCCUUUCCAUAAGUCAAACGUACCGCCCGCUGCAGAUGCUGAGGGCACUGCCCCACCGAUGUAACUCCUCAUCCUGUAAUUGUUGAGUGGCAUGUCUGCUUGUCAUGAAGUGACAAGGUGGUGAAUGACAGCUGCAGGUUAGAAGAUAUGCAGUUGUUAGGUCUAACAUUUACACUGCAAGUUUAAGUUCCCUUGUUUGUUUAGUGCCUAUAUAUAGCCAGUGUUUUUGGACUAAUCAUAAUAACAAAUGUUGACGCCAUGCUCUUCUGAAUUACAUGGUGUAGAGAAAAAAAAAAGGUUUGAAUUUGUCCAUCUUUCCUGGCUACCUAUUUCCUGCAGGAGCCAAUUUGUUUUGUAGAACUGAUGCCAGGAGAUGUUUUUUUUUUUUUUUGCAAGGGGUGCUCUUGAGUACAUUUGCAGCCUUUUAAACUGCACAAUUGUCAAGAUUCAUGCAAACCUUUGAAAUGGUUUUACUCCCCUGUAAGAGGACUAGUCUGUAUAUUUAAAAUAGAACAUUUAAAAGUCAAUAGGUAGAAUAACCCGGACCCUUAUUUUGUAUGCUUAAGUUUGUGUGGACUCUUAUAGUAAUAAUAAUUCUAAAGAAUAAUACUAUUAGUGCUGCACUUGGAUUGCUCUGUCAAAUUGCCAAAAAUGAUUCUUUAAGAAUUGUGUUUCCUGCUUAAAUGCUUGAGAGAAGGAGUUCAAAAGUGGGCAUGUUUUUUUGUUUGUGUGUUUAAUUGCAUUUUCCCCUCUGUCACCCUACAUGGCAUCAUUUUGCUAUUCUCAUUUUUUUUAUUAAUGUUUACGCAAACUGUUGCAGAUGUUUUUUCCCCUCAUCGCUUUGUCUUGAAUUAUUGUUGGUGUGAAAAGAAGACUCAUCAUAAAGGUCCAGUAGUAUUUCAGUGAAUAACAGGAAGUGUUUUCACUCAUAACUUCUACUUCGUUACAAAAUGGACAGUGCAGUACAUAUUGUCAUCUGGCUUUGUACUGGUUACAUUCUGCACAAAUCAUUGUAAAUAUCUGCACAUUCAAUAAAGCCUAUGGUGUCCAUAGUUGUUGUUUUAUUAAUAAACCCAAGUGUUGACUGUAAA